Messenger RNA from Anopheles coluzzii, 945 nucleotides. RefSeq names its product 60S ribosomal protein L27a (gene RpL27A). Lineage: Eukaryota; Metazoa; Arthropoda; Insecta; Diptera; Culicidae. Gene Ontology annotation, cellular component: cytosolic large ribosomal subunit. The transcript has 4 exons. The record is from RefSeq and is a predicted model, not a curated record. Gene Ontology annotation, biological process: translation. Gene Ontology annotation, molecular function: structural constituent of ribosome. Bases 129 to 584 code for a protein of 151 amino acids.
CUUCCGCCGAAACGUCACACAGCGAAACGUCAAACACACCGACCGUCUCUUUCUUUUUCCGGCAAACUCUACGUGCUGUCGACGCAUUUUUGUGGUAGCAGCGCCAAGUUUUUGGAUUUUCGUACACAAUGGUCAGCCUUAAGGUACGUAGGAAGACCAGGAAGCUGCGUGGUCACGUCAGCCACGGCCACGGUCGUAUUGGCAAGCACCGUAAGCAUCCUGGUGGUCGCGGUAACGCUGGUGGUAUGCACCAUCACCGUAUCAACUUCGACAAAUACCAUCCGGGUUACUUCGGCAAGGUCGGUAUGCGAAACUUCCACCUGAACCGCAACCACAAGUUCUGCCCGACCAUUAACCUCUCACACCUGUGGAGCCUGGUGCCGGAGAAGGUGCGCGAGGAGGCGAAGAAGAACCCCGAGAAGGUGCCGGUGGUCGAUCUGGUCCAGUUCGGUUACUUCAAGCUGCUCGGAUCCGGUGGACUUCCGAAGACUUGCGGCCCGAUCAUCGUGAAGGCGAAAUUCUUCUCCCGCCUGGCCGAGGAGCGCAUCAAGGCCGCCGGUGGUGCUUGCGUGCUGCGAGCUUAAGUCUGUAAGGAUCUUGCACACACACACAAAUACACCGACGUAACAUGCUCGGAGUGCCUUCGGGGAUGGGUCGCAAAGGGAUGCAGUUGUUCUGCGGUAUCGCUAUUGCGCCCGUUUCCGAAGGCACACAGCCAACAACAUCUCUCCCGCACACCCUCCCGAGCAUGUUGCCGUUUUUGUUUUUGGUACAACGUUUCGUGUGUAUUUCCUGUGCGUGAAUGUGUGGAGCAUGGUGGUGUGCCUCACUGCUGUUACGCAUCGUACACGUACAAACACACACACAGGAGUGAAGAGAAGAUGAAGCAGAGAGUUGAAAAAGAGCAGAAGAAAAUACAAGAAACCAAUAUCUAAAACACGUCAA